This is a messenger RNA of Cladophialophora bantiana CBS 173.52, 327 nucleotides long. RefSeq lists its product as uncharacterized. The transcript is spliced from 2 exons. NCBI's taxonomy places the organism in Eukaryota, Fungi, Ascomycota, Eurotiomycetes, Chaetothyriales, Herpotrichiellaceae. The record is from RefSeq and is a predicted model, not a curated record. Bases 1 to 327 code for a protein of 108 amino acids.
AUGUCAAAGACCAGCAAGGGUGAACCAUCUCAUACUUUUGAACUCGCACAUUCAUCAUCGGAUUACAACGCAAAUAUGCACCUCCCCUCAGUUCUGGCUCUCUUUUCUGUUGGCGUAACAGUGCUGGCUAUGCCUUUGAGCGGCCCCGCCGCCAAUCUCGGUGUUGCUCGUCGUGCGCCAGAAGAGACCACCAUCGAUUUUGACAAACGCGAAGAAACUACCAUUGACUUCGACAAGCGUGAGGAGACUACCAUCGAUUUCGACAAGCGCGAGGAGACUACCAUCGAUUUCGACAAGCGCGAGGAGACUACCAUUGACUUCGACUAA